AUGAGCUCACCCACUCGAACGUCGAGCAGACUGGUGUACAGAGGCAGCCUGGCGCUUCCAGACUCCCAUGUAACGCUCGAUGGCAUCGCCUUCUCAGCUAUGCUCACUGCACAGACGACCUUACUGCAAAAUCCCCUCGCCUUGGCCCUGGAAUCACUUCGUGGCAUUGCAAUACGCUUCGUCGCUGUCAUUAACCUCGCCGACGUCUAUUAUGAUAUCAAGGCAGCUCCGAGCAUUGUGCUUGAUAUACACCCCCAGGCUGUUCUUUCCACAGUUUACUUUCAGAACAUUUUCUGCCUCCGGCCAGAGCAGACACAUUCAAUAGGUGUUCAGGUCGCGCUCGGGGAUACGGACGCGACGAAUAUCGUUAUUUACGCGUCUUCCGUAGGGAAUAAUGCAUUGCGGCUGCUAGCUGCACGGAUAACGCCACCACCAGUGGUAUUACCUCGGCCUGAUGAUCCCACUCCUCGCAAGCCACCAUUACUCUUGCACGCUAAGGGUAGGGAUCUCUUCCCGCCGAAGCCUCAGUUCAAGGUUCCUGCAGUACCUGCGAAGACCUUGAAGAGGAAACCGUCUCAGGUGGAACUAGAGGUUGGGCCGACGAUAGAGAGGAAAAAUAAAGAUGUUCGUGUUUCUAUCCUUAUUUCCCUUGCUUUGGAUAUCCUAACAUUUGACAGACUGUCAAAGGAAUUGUCAAUAGAAGCAUUCCAACACAUCUCCUUCCUAAGACACAUCCAGAAUACAAGGAGGUCUUCAACUGGAUAUAUCGUGGAGUAUGCUUCGCUAUGGUGA
Messenger RNA from Desarmillaria tabescens, 792 nucleotides. RefSeq lists its product as uncharacterized. NCBI's taxonomy places the organism in Eukaryota, Fungi, Basidiomycota, Agaricomycetes, Agaricales, Physalacriaceae. The transcript has a single exon. The record is from RefSeq and is a predicted model, not a curated record. The coding region runs from base 1 to 792 and encodes 263 amino acids.